AUGCCAGCAUCAGCAUCGUUGGUGUUGCUGGUGCACCUGGGUGCAGUAGGUGCUGUUGCAAGUGGCGCAACACUUUGCGGAGGAGGUGGAGCCUGUGCAUGUAGCGCGCUUCUCCACGCACUUCACCCCCUGCAGUUAUGGACCGUCUGUGGCCUGCACGCUGAUAGAGCAGCGGCUAUUGCUGCACCACUGCACUAUGCUGCUCUAGUAUCAGCUAAGAAGGUGAUGUUUUGCGUCGCGGGCGGUUGGGUGGCUACAGCAGCUCUUCUUGGCCCAUUGGCUGCUGCUCAGCCACCACUGGCUUAUAGCACUGGACUUGGUGGAUGUGCGCCAGACUGCAGCGCUGGCCCCAUAGCCCUCAGUUUCUGCCUGGUGUACGCGCUGAUAACACUGGUAGUACCCGCCGCCCUCAUACUUCUUUGUAGUUUAAAAAUACUUCGCAUCGCGCGGUACCACAGACAUAGGAUAGCAGCGGCAAUUUACGAAGUGACGCUCAGUGCCCAAGUAACAGUCACUCACCAGAGAAAUCCUUUCUCUCCUCCACCACCACCACGUCGACGCGCUCUCUCUGCAGUAUUGCAGCCUCUAGGCUCUUUAGCCAUUUUGUAUUUUCCUUACUACUGCGUUUUAAUAUGGCCCGCAAUAGCCGUUCCUCCGCAGUCCGUCGCUUCUAUAUCUGCAGCUUUAUUAGCAGCUGCACCACCAGUUAACGGUAUACUGUACGGCAUCCGAAGUCGCGCACUCCGUGACUCUCUUCGCAACUAUAGAAGAAAACGAAUGACCAAAAGUGAAGUGACGCAAGAGAUACAAGCAAGAACACCAAGUGCUUGUGGGUCACGAAGACCGUCACUAUCUGCGGGUUCGGGAUGUAUACGACCUCCAACUACAAGACGGUUAUCAGAUGCAGCAGCUAUGGGUUCGCGGGGAUCAGAGCGACCGGCGCAACGUGCAGCAUCAUGUAAUAUGCUGCAGGAUUCACAGGUGGAGGAGAUACCAAGACCACGCACAUCAGCCAUUCCGAUAAUUCGUGCGCCCCCUCAUGUGGUGCUUGGGCGAGCACUAGGGCUGGAGGAAAUGGGACAUCGAGACCGACGACGCAGACAGUCACCACGUAUUAUGGUGACGCGUGCCAUGUCAGAUGAAAGUGAAUCACCAACACGAAGGCCUCUUUGCCGACAGCAGUCACGCUCGAGCGGAGCGCUGCUAGGUGGCGUGCCAUACUCGCCCGCAAUCUCCGAGCACGUGCAUCUAGACAGCCACGCUGACGAGCAGCUCUUACUCAACUGGCCUCAAAACAAUAAUCACGAGAAACAUGACGCUUUAUAA
Messenger RNA from Arctia plantaginis, 1326 nucleotides. Lineage: Eukaryota; Metazoa; Arthropoda; Insecta; Lepidoptera; Erebidae. The record is from the annotation of a GenBank genome assembly.